GAUGGAGACGCACAUCUCGUGCCUGUUCCCGGAGCUGCUGGCCAUGAUCUUCGGCUACCUGGAGGUGCGCGACAAGGGCCGGGUGGCGCAGGUGUGCACGGCCUGGCGCGACGCCGCCUACCACCGCUCGGUGUGGCGGGGCGUGGAGGCCAAGCUGCACCUGCGGCGGGCCAACCCCUCGCUCUUCCCCAGCCUGGCGGCGCGCGGCAUCCGGCGCGUGCAGAUCCUGUCGCUGCGCCGCAGCCUGAGCUACGUGAUCCAGGGCAUGGCGGAGAUCGAGAGCCUCAACCUGAGCGGCUGCUACAACCUCACCGACAACGGGCUGGGCCACGCCUUCGUGGCCGAGAUCGGCUCGCUGCGGGCGCUCAACCUGAGCCUCUGCAAGCAGAUCACCGACAGCAGCCUGGGCCGCAUCGCCCAGUACCUCAAGGGCCUGGAGGUGCUGGAGCUGGGCGGCUGCAGCAACAUCACCAACACGGGCCUCCUGCUCAUCGCCUGGGGCCUGCAGCGCCUCAAGAGCCUCAACCUGCGCUCCUGCCGGCACCUCUCCGACGUGGGCAUCGGGCACCUGGCGGGCAUGACGCGCAGCGCGGCCGAGGGCUGCCUGGGCCUGGAGCAGCUCACCCUGCAGGACUGCCAGAAGCUCAGCGACCUCUCGCUCAAGCACCUGGCCCGGGGACUCACUCGCCUGCGCCAGCUCAACCUCAGCUUUUGCGGGGGGAUCUCGGACGCGGGGCUGCUGUACCUGUCGCACAUGAGCAGCCUGCGCACCCUCAACUUGCGCUCCUGCGACAACAUCAGUGACACGGGCAUCAUGCACCUGGCAAUGGGCAGCUUGCGCCUCUCUGGCCUGGAUGUCUCUUUCUGUGACAAAGUGGGAGACCAAAGCCUGGCAUAUAUUGCACAGGGCCUGGACGGGUUGCGCUCGCUCUCCCUCUGCUCCUGCCACAUUAGCGACGAGGGCAUCAACCGCAUGGUGCGCCAGAUGCACGGACUCCGCACCCUCAACAUCGGCCAGUGCGUUCGGAUCACCGACAAGGGCUUGGAGCUCAUUGCCGAGCACCUCAGUCAGCUGACUGGCAUUGAUCUCUACGGCUGCACCCGCAUCACAAAACGGGGCCUGGAGCGCAUCACUCAACUUCCCUGCCUCAAGGUGCUCAACUUAGGACUCUGGCAAAUGACUGAGAGCGAGAAGGUCAGGUGAGCGGAGGGGACAGCCCGGAGAGCCCCCACCCCUCUGGAAGGACUUGCCAACUGACUGCUGCAGUGGAGGAGAAAGGGGGAUGCACCUCCAGCACUGGAGGGAGGGAGGGGAAAGUAUCCUCAGUACUUGCUUGCCUGCCUGCCCUGACCUGCCCCAGCAGUGGGGGUGGGAAAGAGGGAAACCUACCAUUCUUUCAUAAUUCCCUCUCCUGCACUGGAGGGAGACGACUGCACUCUAUUAUCAGCCUUCACUGUGGAUGGAUACAGUAUCACUGCCCUUACCUUUUCUAUUGGGAAUGCAGCUUCUCAAUCUUUUAUGCACUGGGGAUGAAUACAGCCCCUUUCUCCAAAUCUGAUUCCACCCCCCCUCUGCACUAGGGAUGGAAGAAGAAAACUUAACUUAGCCCAUUAUUGUUUUAACUCCCCAAUUGCUCUUUAUUGGGCAAGCACAUAAGUCUCUCUCUUUCUUUCCCAACCCUUUUCCAUUACCCUUGUGCA
Molecule: messenger RNA, 1701 nt
Organism: Euleptes europaea (tarantolino)
Lineage: Eukaryota; Metazoa; Chordata; Lepidosauria; Squamata; Sphaerodactylidae
Gene: FBXL14
Product: F-box and leucine rich repeat protein 14
Exons: 1
Coding region: 2-1204 (400 amino acids)
Biological process (GO): SCF-dependent proteasomal ubiquitin-dependent protein catabolic process
Cellular component (GO): SCF ubiquitin ligase complex
Molecular function (GO): protein binding
Source: RefSeq, a predicted model, not a curated record